Rotaria sp. Silwood2 is the source of this 228-nucleotide messenger RNA. The record is from the annotation of a GenBank genome assembly. Lineage: Eukaryota; Metazoa; Rotifera; Eurotatoria; Philodinida; Philodinidae.
AUGUAUGCACUCCGCUCAUGUACAAGUCAUCAUGAAGAAAUGAACUCACAUCCAUCACGUUUAAUUGCUUCAGCAUUAUUGGUAAGACCACCGCCCGUUAAUUCUUGUACACAUACCGUUUAUAAUUUGCAUCCAAUACCAGUUGUCGUUAAUAGAAAAAAAUAUAUUUAUACUAGUAUGCCAACAACGUUCGGUCUUAAUCUAAUAGAUCAAGCUUUAACCAAAUGA